CUUUUACAUGUGGCCGCAAUGGCUACUGGGAGUUGUAGUUCUUUACCCUAUCCCUGACCCUCCUGUUUCCGGUGCCGUCACGGGACAGAGCGGUCGGUGACAGCCCCAAGGGCCCCCACCCCGCGCCCAUGGCCGAGCCGGACCCCUCUGACCCUCUGGAGACCCAGGCAGGGAAGGUGCAGGAGGCUCAGGACACAGACUCUGACCCUGAGGAAGGCGCAUCCGAGGAAGGCGCAUCUGGAGGAGAGGCAGAAAUGAACUUCCUGAGGAACUUCUUCUCCCAGACCUUGGGCCUGGGCUCCCAGAAGGAGCGUCUGCUGGACGAGCUCACUCUGGAAGGGGUGGCCCGCUACCUGCAGAGCGAGCGCUGUCGCAGGGUCAUCUGUUUGGUGGGAGCUGGCAUCUCCACAUCGGCCGGCAUCCCUGACUUCCGCUCUCCAAACACCGGCCUCUAUGCCAACCUGGAGAAGUACCACCUUCCCUAUCCCGAGGCCAUUUUUGAGAUUACCUAUUUCAAGAAACAUCCAGAACCAUUCUUUACCCUCGCCAAGGAAUUGUUUCCUGGACAGUUCAAGCCGACCGUCUGUCACUACUUCAUCCGCCUGCUGAAGGAGAAAGGGCUGCUCCUGCGCUGCUACACGCAGAACAUCGACACCCUGGAGCGCGUGGCCGGCCUGGAGCCUGAGGACCUGGUGGAGGCCCACGGCACCUUCUACACGUCACACUGUACCAGCCCGCUCUGCCGGCACGAGUACACGCUGGACUGGAUAAAAGAGAAGCUCUUCUCAGAUGUGACCCCCAAGUGCGAGAAAUGUCAGAGCGUGGUAAAGCCUGACAUCAUCUUUUUUGGUGAGAACCUUCCAGCGAGGUUCUUCUCCUACAUGCAGUCAGACUUCCGGAAGGUGGACCUCCUCAUCAUCAUGGGCACCUCCCUGCAAGUGCAGCCCUUUGCCUCUCUCAUUGGCAAGGCACCGCUGUCCACCCCACGCCUGCUCAUCAACAAGGAGAAGGCGGGCCAGACGGACCCCUUCCUAGGAAUGAUGAUGGGCCUUGGAGGAGGCAUGGACUUUGACUCCAAGAAGGCCUACAGGGACGUAGCCUGGCUGGGUGACUGUGACCAGGGCUGCCUGGCCCUCGCUGACCUCCUUGGAUGGAAGAAGGAGCUGGAAGACCUAGUCCGAAAGGAGCACGCCAGCAUAGAUGCCCAGUCGGGGUCCAGCACUUCCAACCCCAGCACUACAACCUCCCCCAGGAAGUCUCCGCCUCCUGCCAAGGCAGACGCCAGGACCACAGAGGGGGAGAAGCCCCAGUGACAGCCCACCUCCCCAGCAGGACACCUAGCUGCUCUGGGACGGCAGAGCCCCAACCCAUACCAGCCCCCCUAACCUGGAGUCCUUGUCUGAAGAGCUCAGUCCAUCCCUUCAGGCUCUAAACCACUCUCUCCUGAAACUGGGGCCCCAGCUGCUCCACACUGGACCCCAGCAAGUCUCUAACAUCCCCUAGGGGCCAAGGCCUGAGCAGCCUGUCUCUAACAGCCCCGGUCUCUAACCAUCCCAGAGGUAAGAAGCUACCUCCCUUAAUCUCUAACUGCUCCCAGGGACACCCUAAAACUCCUGUCACAGGACAAGGGGUUGAGGGCCCCCUACUCUCUCUACUGUCCCAAGGGCCUGUGGCCAAGUGGACUAAAUCUAACCUACCCCAUAUGGGGUGUUGGCCCGCAAAGUACAACACCCCAUGGGUGUGGGGAGCAUUCUGAGCCUGAAGGUCUUCCAAGGCUCUGCCACCAUCACCCCAGAUGGGUGCUGGGCCCCUUUCCCUUGGGACCUACUUCCCACGUGGGGUGGGCAGAAGACAUUGCUUAUUGGAGAUAAAUUAAAAACAAAAAACCAACUAA
Molecule: messenger RNA, 1894 nt
Organism: Cavia porcellus (domestic guinea pig)
Lineage: Eukaryota; Metazoa; Chordata; Mammalia; Rodentia; Caviidae
Gene: Sirt2
Product: sirtuin 2
Exons: 16
Coding region: 129-1313 (394 amino acids)
Cellular component (GO): nucleus
Molecular function (GO): NAD+ binding; histone deacetylase activity, NAD-dependent; transcription factor binding
Source: RefSeq, a predicted model, not a curated record